This is a messenger RNA of Hyposmocoma kahamanoa, 1522 nucleotides long. RefSeq lists its product as uncharacterized. The record is from RefSeq and is a predicted model, not a curated record. The transcript is spliced from 13 exons. Bases 155 to 1522 code for a protein of 455 amino acids. Lineage: Eukaryota; Metazoa; Arthropoda; Insecta; Lepidoptera; Cosmopterigidae.
AAACCAAAAGUAAAAUUUCAGAUCCCCUGUUUAAGAAAGUUUAUGCAAUUGUAACAUUACACUGAAACUGCACAUCAUUUUUUAGAGUGAAAAUAUUUUUUUGGGAUCAUGUUGUGCCUUUUUUAUAUUGGCCAUUGGUAAGCUGUUGGGAACUAUGAAGAAAACUACUUUAGUUUUAAUAUUUGUGCAUUUGGCGUUGGUAGCAAGCAGCGACGUGGCAAAUAAACUAGUGGAAAUAUUGAGAGAAGCAGGAAAGCAGUUAAGAAAUGGACGGCGCAAUGAAAGUGUUGCAGAAUUUGUACAGGAUCCAACUUUUGAUGUUUUAACUCCUGACGAAGUGAAAAUUAAAAUUGGUAAAAAAUACUACAAUCCACAUAUUAAAUGGAUUCAAAAGGUGCCUGAUAUACCCUCUCAUAUUGGCGAGCCUGUAUACCCGGGAGUUCCUUUAGUCUCUUUACCUAAAAGUAUACCUGACGGUGUACUGCAUAUUAUAUCUAAUAGUGUACUUAAAUCCGUACCUGUACCUGUCAGUAGCCUCAAUGAUACACAGGUCAGUGUAUCUAAAGAUCAAUCUGUGGAUGCACCUACAACAGCAGGAAUUAAACGAGAACCAGUCAGUAGUAUCAAGAAUCCUUCCGGAGUACAAGCAAUUAAGGAUGUUAUUAAAAACGCGAGAAGACGGUCUUAUGAUCAGCGUUUCCGAUCUAACUCAUACAAACGGCAUCGAGCAUAUGAUACGAGAGAGAAUAACAACGGUUACAACGGGCAUCAUAUACGUUCAGGUGCGAGAUUACAGUCGCUGUCGCCAGAAAGAAGUCAAAAAGGAUAUUACAGGAAACCACCACAUAAAAUUUACGGCAAAGGACCAAAACAUGAUCGAAAUAUCAAAUCGAAUGAUCCACAUCUGGGAAAAUAUCUUAGAUCCCAUCACUCCCAAGGACCUAGCAACAGCAGAAAUACUGGAAUCGUACUUAUGAAAAAGAAACAGGCACGUUCUUUGGUAAAAGGAAAUCUUAGAAAAAAGAAAAAGUUUGCUAUACGAACAGGGCAACAUAACGCAAAAAAAGCAGCAAGAAACGCUAUAGUUAAAAAGAAACCUCCAAUAAUUAGUCGUAAUAAACUCCGGACCAAACAAGCUCGUACUUCUCUUAAGACUGCAGAAGGGUUACGAGCCCAAGAAAUAUCGGACAAAGCCGCCAAAAUAGUAUACGGAAAUGACGAAAAUAUUGGAAUACAGUAUGGAAACAGAGAGCCGUACAGACUAAAGUACAGCAGUUUCAGACGUUCAGACCUUGACACUAGUGAUAAGGUCAAGUCUUUUAUAAAAAGACUCCAACCUUGGAAAAGUCCAAAGAAUGUAAACAAGAACUUGAAACAAGGAGAACGAUAUAUGUUAAUAAUCGGGUCAGAACAGAGUCUAAAAAAGAUGGCGAACCGGGUUGCAUUAUACAAUUUCCUCAGCAAUACAUUGUCAAUGAGUGAAGAAGAAGACAGCAACGCUGCUGUAGAAAUUUUCGAGUAA